Messenger RNA from Mizuhopecten yessoensis (Yesso scallop), 1494 nucleotides. RefSeq lists its product as uncharacterized. Lineage: Eukaryota; Metazoa; Mollusca; Bivalvia; Pectinida; Pectinidae. The coding region runs from base 40 to 402 and encodes 120 amino acids. The record is from RefSeq and is a predicted model, not a curated record. The transcript has 2 exons.
CGGGCCCGAUAGCGUCUCACUGACCCUGCUAAAUACAACAUGGCGUCGAUACUGGCCUGUUUGCUACCGGUGGUUCUCAUGUGUGUCUCCGCUGAUGCACAGCCGGCUAAUAUAGACCCAGUGUUUCUUGAAGAGAUGUAUGCAUGCAAUCCACCAUGUCUCCCCGACGAGUGUUGUAUCCACGUAUGGACGCCUGAUAACACCAUCGGUAAACGAUUUCCGAAAUUACCUUUCCGAAUGGAAAUCAAACGGACAUUAACGACACACUGUGAGCCGUUAAAAACUGAGGGUUCCGAAUGUCUGGUUCAGAAGAACUUUGAGAUAUGUCCAUGCGGCCGGAAUCUUGUGUGUUCUCCUAACCAAGGCAACCUUGGCCUGUAUUUCGGUACAUGCAAGCCUUAAUAGCUCAUGUGCGACUGACAUAUUCCUUUCCUUGGUGAGAGUGUUUUCUCGAUUAUGAUGAAUAUUUUAUAAGUGUAAUCAGUAGACGUCUGGACGCUUACCAUAUUAAAGUAAGGUGAUGAUUUGUCUUUUGUAACUAAGUACAUACCAAGCAGGCGUCCAAGGGGAGGCAUUUUAACGGAACAAGUUUAUUGUGCUUACAAAUUAAAAUGCAAUUUAAUGAAAUAAAUGUUGUUUUUAUUACUGACAGAUCAAAUAGAAACCAUAUUAUCGCAAUAUGAAGGUUAUGACCAUAGAAUCAUACAUUUUGGAAAGUGCUAAAAUCAUUGUGCUUCAAUGCUUUCGACCAUAAAUUACGCCAAACGUUGUAUAAUUUACAUGUUUUCUCUUACUGUAGAGAAACACGAUUCUUCGUCUGUCUGAAAUUCAUGAGGGCGAAGCACUACUUUCCUACAGUAAGAGUAAUACAUCUUUUAUUGUGCCGAAAAAUAACAAUUACAAAAUUGUAAAGAUAAUCAGAUUGACGCGCCAUUAUUGUCGUCUGCUUCCGUCAUUCGAAUCAAGGUUGUUGUGGCUAUUGUCGAUUGUUCUAGACAGGAACCGAAUAAGGGUGAUAUGUUCGGGGAGACUUAAGUACGUGAGGGCGACAUGAUGUAUAAUUACCUCGUCAUGUGACCAUUAUCAUCCAAUCAGGCACGCUGUUAUAAAGAUGAGGUUAAAUGAUAUUACUUAUUCUGUUUGGCCCUCAUGCUGGAAAGGUAGGGGUUUGAGGGUGUCUGCACAUGAAACCCACAAGCGCGUCCGACAACUGAAGAGUUCAGAGAGAGAUAGUUGGUGGCUGCAGUCGACACAGACUGACCAGGUGUCCAUGGGUCUGGACGAGGUACACAUAGAGUGGUCAAGAGACCAAACACGAACAACGCGGCAAGUCGCUGUGGUACCUCUGAGGAAAAGUCAGUAGCCAAACGUCCAGUUUUGAAAUCUAAUGAAGAGUUACCCAGAAGUAGAGCGAGACUUCGAGAUUCUCCCGGAAGUGACGCAUACAGACAUCGUUCCUCCCUGCACAAGUAGAUCCUGAAUCUCAUUAAACCU